CUUACUGCAGAUAAUCUUGAGGACUUCAUGGCUGAACCUGUUUUUAAGUGAAGUGGGCAAGGCCCAAAUCCUGUGUCAGUUUCAGGAGGAUGAGUGCAUUCUGCGUCUCACAUUUUCUCCAGGUUUAAAAAAUUAAGCAUAGUAGUCUUCACUUGUGAUCUCUGCAUGGAUUAUUUGUCUUGUGAAGAUUCCCAGCAGGGUUAGCAAAUAGUUUGGCCUUUGUCACCUGAGAACUUUUCCUUCCCCCCCAAAUCUAAGGGAAAAGACAGCAAAGAAUUAAAAUAAGUCUUCUCCAAAAAGACAGAAAGACAAACACAGAAACAAAGUAAAGCCAAUAAGUUUCUAAUUAAGAUGCAGCUGCAGAAAUGAAGCACUGUUGAUUCAAUAUAAUUGGUUUAUGUGAAAAAGGAAAAAAAAAAUGUAGAGACUGAGACUUUUAGGGAAAGAGAUGAGAGGGAAAUAGGUAAUAAAAUGAGUAAGAUGCAGGAAUUGCGACUGUGCUGCAGACUGGGGACUGGGCUAACUGCAGAAAAGAGGCUGCUCUUAAAUGCCAGAGACACAAAAAUGGUUUAGAAAGAGGAGUGAAGGACGAGAAAAUAUUAACUGGCUCUUAGUAUCUGGGACACAGUGAAUCCUCAGGAAUUAAUUGAUGAUUCACAGAUACAAGCUCAUCAGUUUUCCAUAAAAGUUUUCCAGUAAGAGCAUAUGUUUGUGUACAUAAUAGUUUUUCACAUAUGAAGAUGUGCUCUAGUUUACCUGAGUACCAUUUAUUAAUGUCUUUUAAAAAGUAAUCUAGAUAUUGUUUUGAUAUCUUAAAUGCAGUUCUUCCUAUUACAGAAAAAGAAUGAUAUGGGGAAAAUAUAUCUGUAUAUACAAAAGACUGCUAGAGUUCAGUGACCGAAGGUUGAGCACAAUUUCGUUUCUUUCAUAAAAGUGAUUUUGUUGAAAUUUCCAUAAAAAGUGCAACUUCUAAACAUUCUUGUGAUAGCUUCUUUGUGACUAUGUUACUGUUCUUGAUUUGCACACGCCUCAUAACUUAGGCCUUCUUUUGUUUGGGGUUGGCAGUUCCAACUGUUAAAGCUCUUGUCUGAUUAUGUGAGACUCCUUAUUUUCAUAGAAGCAGCUUCUUUUCUGCAUUUUCAAAAAAUGGUCUCGGAAGCUUCUCACUGUGGGUCUUUGUUGGGGACAAAGGAUUAUUUAUGCUAAAGGAAAAUGUAUCCCCCACUGAAUUAGCUCGUGGGAAGCAUAACAAGCUCAUUAGUAAUGCUCAGUUGUACUUUGGCCUUUUGCUGGGGUAGAGAGAAGGAAAAAUGACAUCAAGAAGGACAUUCUGCUGUCCUUUGCCUUCUUGCAAAGACAAGAACAGCAGUUUCAAUAUAGUUGACCAUGCAGCCUGCAAUUCAAGUGUGGUUUGGGGAAGAUCUGCCGCUAAGUCCGCGGAGUCCUCUGACCCCCCGGCAUGGGCCAGGUUUGGCUGAUGUUUGUCAGUAUGACGAGUGGAUAGCUGUGAGGCAUGAAGCCACCCUGCUGCCCAUGCAAGAAGACCUGUCAAUCUGGUUAUCUGGUUUAUUAGGUAUUGAAGUUAAGGCAGAAAGGUUAUUAGAAGAACUUGAUAAUGGAGUACUGUUAUGCCAACUGAUUGAUGUUCUUCAAAACAUGGUGAAAACAUGCAGCUCUGAAGAACCAGGGAAUUUUCCAAUGAGAAAAGUGCCCUGUAAGAAGGAUGCUGCAUCAGGUUCAUUCUUUGCUAGAGACAAUACCGCGAACUUCCUUCACUGGUGCAGGCAUGUUGGGGUUGAUGAGACUUACCUCUUUGAAUCCGAAGGUUUAGUUUUGCACAAAGAUCCAAGACAGGUGUAUCUGUGUCUUCUUGAAAUUGGUCGAAUCGUGUCAAGAUAUGGGGUUGAGCCACCAGUAUUAGUAAAACUUGAGAAAGAAAUUGAGCUGGAAGAGACCUUACUUAAUACUUCUGGACCUGAAGAUUCCAUCAGCAUUCCAAAAUCGUGUUGUCAGCAUGAAGAGCUGCAUGAAGCUGUUAAACACAUCGCAGAAGACCCUCCUUGUAGCUGUUCUCAUCGAUUUUCCAUCGAGUACUUAUCUGAAGGACGAUACCGACUAGGAGAUAAAAUACUCUUUAUAAGAAUGCUUCACGGAAAACAUGUCAUGGUCCGGGUCGGUGGAGGCUGGGAUACUCUUCAAGGAUUUUUGCUUAAAUACGACCCCUGUCGAAUAUUACAGUUUGCUACACUAGAACAGAAAAUUCUAGCAUUUCAGAAAGGAGUUUCCAACGAAAGUGUGCCUGAUUCGUCUACCAGAACACCUCAGCCUCCUGAAAUGAAUCCUCUGUCAGCAGUUAGCAUGUUUCAGAAACAGAAUUCAAAACCUGGCACGCCGGUUGGCACUGCAAGGAGCAAAGAGAAGCAGGCACGUCCGCCGGGUGUGCUGUUGCCAGCAUCUUCCCUGAAAGGAGGGAAUCUGGCCUCUGGGUCCAUCCAUCCUAAGUUGCCAAAUUCUCCAGCAGCCUCGUCUCAUCUCAAAAGCAAAUCUUCAAAGGUCCUAACAAAGAAACCACAGGCCUCUUCAAACAGCGUGUCAUCUUCACCUCCUUCUUUAAAUCCAGCAGGUAAAGGCACUUCUUCAGCAGCUUUAUCAAGAACUGCACCUUGUGGAUCUGAGUCACUGAGAAAAUAUAUCUCAUCACCCAGUACUCCUAAGGCCAAGCUUACUCCAGCCCAGAAGUCCAGAGAGGAGCCUGGGUCUGCACGCUUGCCAAAUAAGGGUUCUGGAAAACCCGAGCCAAAGCAUGUGAGGCACAACCAUGUAUCUUCCAGGGAUGAUGCAGUCUCUCACAAGGGUGCGCAUUUAAAUUCAUCAUCCAAGGGUCCAAAGCCACCUAAGACAAAUCUGCACCUAAGGCCUAACCCCUCUCCAUCUUUCCAGUCCCCCGCGAAAGUGACAACAUCCGGUUCCAAGACCGUAACCACGGGUCAGGGAACGCGGUCUCAGCCAUGUGAUGGAGCUCCGCAGGAAGCUGCCCAGAAACCGAAAGAUAAGAAUGUGGUUUCAGUUGUCAAAAAGCAGCCUCAGAAUAAAAGCACAUCCCAGAAGACAGGACCCAGCUCCUCCAGGUCCCCUGGCCGGACCCCACUGUCCAUCAUGAGUCUUCCCCAGUCUUCUGCCAAAACGCAGCCUAAACCAAAGUUGGCACAGACUGCCACCAAGAGCCAGUGCUCAGCCAAAGGCCCUCCCCAAAGUGGCAAAGCCCCGGCUCCGCCCGGGAAACCACCCUCCUCUGGCAGGGAGGCGGUGAGUGGAGAUAAAAAACCUCCUGCAAAGAAAAAGGAAGACGAUGACCAUUAUUUUGUUAUGACGGGAAGUAAGAAACCUAGAAAAUAACUAUAAUGUGUCAUUUUAAGAGACCAGAGGCAAGAGAGAGAGUGAAUGUGUUAGCUUCACAUCUUAGAAGUUUCUCCUAUUUGUGUUUAUCCAACUGGGUUCAGCCAUUAAGUACCGUAAGAUGCAGGCUGGAGUUGGGGUGAGGAAAGGGCUCAUCAGAAUCCACGUGUCUGCAUUCACCAGGAGGCACCGCUCUUUUGAGGUGGACAGUGGUAAAAUCACCACGAGGUUCUAAUCAUACAUAGUUAUAGACGUGUAUGGUUUCCAGUCCACAGCAUCUUUGCUAAUGUUGGCCCAUUAAGGGAAGUGUAAAGUCAAGUAACACUACUGGAGCUGUAACCAUAGUUGCUUUAUUUUGUUGUAACUAUGCGCUUUAUUUUGAAUAUGGAGGUUAUUACCUGCUAACAACAACAGAGGUGCUCUUAAUAAGCUAUUGAAUUUUAGUUCAAAAGCAACGGUUUGGCACGUGCCUUACAAAAGGCACCUAAUUUAGUUUCCUGAUCAGAUUGCCUGAUGGAACAAUACUAAGUACUGAUGGCUGCUACCCGUUAGCUUGCUUUUAUUUUACUCUGGGCUUAGUAGGAUUGCUAUUAAAAUUUUUUUAAGCUUUCCAAUUCAGAAGGAGCUGAUUUUUUCACUGGCUUACAUUAAAAUUGGUAAUAUUUUGUGACCAAUAUUUUUGGUAAAGGAAAAAACAAAUUAAGGUAUUAAAUGUAAGUUGAAAUUUGGAAAAAUUUUUCAUAUAUUAUUUAUAAGAACUUACGCAUUAUAUUUUAGAUGGACAUUGUGCAAUGUGAAAGGGGAAACAAUUUAGUAGCUUUUGGCAUGUUAGAAGUAUUUUUAAAUAAUGUAAUUUUCUACGAAUGCAAAUAUCAAUUUUUACAUUAAAAUAAUGUUUAAUAUCAGAGUUAUGUUUUAACAACCUUAAAAUUAAGGUGAUAUUAAAGAAUCUUAAAGUGGUGCUAUAUAAAACACUAUCAUGUGAUGGUUAUUUUUCUUUAACACAACAAUACUGGUUUUAAUUCGAUUCUUCCAAUUAUGUUAAUUUUCCUUAAUAAAGUCAGGCAACUUCGGUUUUCCAAUGAAUACUGUAUAUGCAGCAUUUUCUGUUCUAUAGGCAGAUUGUCCAAGGAACUUACCUAGAUCAUGUAAUGACUAUAUAGACUCCAUCAAUCUAAAGUGGUAUUUGUAAACAAUUUGUUUUUUUUUAAGAGAUCAUGACUAUUUUAAAAAUUAUUAAUGUACCAUUUCAGAAGUUUUGGUAGUGUAUUUAAUAACUUUACAGUAUUGUCAGUUACCACAAGUUAUUUAUUCAGUAUUGAGGUUUAUGUUUCCUUAUUUUAAACUAAAAUGUGUUUUCGAAAGAAAAAUAAUAGUUCACGCAAAUGUGCAAUCUUAACCUGACUACUAAUGUUUGUAGAUUAUAAAGCAAGAAAUUUUUGAAAGAAACUAAGUGACCCUUUGUCUGAAGACUACAGUUAAAAUCAAAGCUGUACACAGGCUAGUUUUUGAAAUAAUUGAUGCUUCUCUUCUUUUGUUAAAAGAGACAGUCGUCACAUAUUUAGUUUAGUUCCACUGUUGAUCUUGGCCUUGAGGGAGAUAAUAUUCACAUCUUUGGAAAGUGAAGUCAGUGUUGAAGAAGUACCAGAAGCUUUAUAUUUUUAGUGAUAUGAAAUAUUUAAUGGAUCUUUCAAAGAGGAAGAAUUUUACAUACAAGUGGGAAUUUAUUCUUUUGUAAGACCAAACAAUGCUUCUGUAUCACUAACUUCUAGAAAUUAAAAAAAAGUAAGUGCUGUUACAGCCAACCUAUGAUUUCAAAUAGAUUUUUCAAUAUUGUAAACAGUAACUUUUGUGUUGAGAGUAAUCGGAAAUAAAAGUAUAUCAUCUGGCAUAAAUUCCUAGAAUUGUUUUUUUUCCCCAAAAGUUGGAAUUUAAUUUGUAAAUAGCUCUAUCUUUAUCAGGCUGCUGAUAGUAAGACUUUCUAAUUCUUGUAAUUCUGCUUUUUUUGUUUGUUUGUUUUAUUUAUUUUUUAUUUUUUUUAUUUUUUUUUUUGUCUUUUUAUGGCUGAGCCUGCAGCAUAUGGAAGUUCCCAAGCUAGGAAUUCAAUCAGAGCUGCAGCUGCUGGCCUACACUACAACCAUAGCAACACCAGAUCUGAGCCACAUCUGCAUCCUACACCACACUUGAGGCAAUGCUGGAUCCUUAACCCACUGAGUGAGGCCAAGCAUCAAACCCACAUCCUCAUGUAGACUACAUUGGGUCCUUAACCUGCUGAGCCACAGUGGGAACUCCCAAUUCCUGUAAUUCUGUUUUAAUUUCACACUUCAAUACAGUGAGAAUGUUCUUGAAAUAGUCAUUUUAUCCUAUAUUCAUGGUCAGGGAAUUCACUGGAUGAACUUUUAUUUAUAUAUAGCUUACUCUUCCAAAAUAAAGUUUUGGUUUUUUUUUUUAAAUAAGCAAUGGCUGAAAGACACUUUCUUCAAAUAUAUGGGCCACACUCGGGCCUUAUGGAAGUUCCCAGGCUAGGGGUAGAAUCUGAGCUACCGCUGCUGGCCACAGCCAUAGCCACAGCAAUGCGGGAUCCAAGCUGCAUCUGUGACCUACACCACAACUCACAGCAGCACCAGAUCCUUAACCCACUGAGCAAGGCCAGGGAUCGAACCUGCAACCUCAUGGAUCCUAGUUGGGUUUAUUAGUGCUGAGCCAUGAGGGGAGCUCCUCUUCAAAUAUUUUUUGAACUGUACUUAAAAAGCUAGUGUUUCUAAUUGUUUUCACAAUUUUAAAAGUACUAGGUUGAAGUUGCAAGAAGUUUUCAUUUCUUCAUAAUAAUAAUACAAGAUUUUAAGUUUCUUUUUGAUUAAUAUUUAAUAAAAUGAAUAUUAAGCUUAAAUUAGUGAAGUACCCAGAAGAAGAAGUAAUGUGUACUUUCCUUUUUUUUUUAAGGGCCGCACCUGAGGUACAUGGAGGUUUCCAGCAAUCGGAACUGUAGCCACCAGCCACAGCCACAGCCACAACAACGAGGGAUCUGAGCUGCAUCUGUGACCUACACCACAGCUAAAGCAAUGCCAGAUCCCUUAACCCACUGAGUGAGGCCAGGGAUCGAACCUGCGUCCUCAGGUUUGGUAGUUGGGUUCGUUAACCACUGAGCCACGAUGGGAUCUCCAAAUAAUGUGUGCUUUCAAGAGGGAAUGAAAGGUUUACUUUUCAUUACUCUAAUUUGUUAAUGUGACAUGUCCAAUUAAUCUUCAGAGGAAAAUGAAGUGCUGAUUACUUUCACAUUGUUGGGGCUUACAGCUGGUACUAAAAGCUUGUAUCUUUAAAAAUGCUUUGAUAAAUUAGAUGAUCUCUAACUUCCUCUCCACACUGAGUUUAUAAUUCUUAAUGGAUAAGAGAAAUUUUUUGAGAAAAGAACUACCGUUCCUUCUGCAGUAUAUCUCUAUCUGAUAUGAACAUCUAUUACUUCUUUAAAAGGCUUCAAUGACAAGUUGUCAUGAUACAUUCUUAUAUCCAGUUCACAUACUGAUUCCACUUGAAUCCAAAUUGAUGUAUAUUUUCUUGUGCCAGCAGUGUUUGUAUAAGAUUUUAAUUUUAAUUUCUCAAGUAUUAAAAUUUAAACAUAUAUGCCAAAUGCUCCAUUUUCUUUUUUGUGUAUUCUGAAUACCCUAGCACUUGGUUUGUGUGAGAAAUUGCAUAUAUGAAGCAUUCAUAAUUUGAGAAUAGUUUUAACGUUAUUGCUAUUUAAAAUUCUCUCCUUCACUUGUGGAAGUUAUUUCACUGCUCCCAAGAGGUUAUGAGGUUUUGUCAUUAAGUAACAGUAUUUGUUUCCCAAGUUUCUGUAUCUGCUAGAAGUUUGUCCUAGAAAAGCUAGAUUCAUAUUUAAUAAUCUCUGAUGAUAAAAAUAAUCAGUUAUUAAAGCAGAAUUCUGUAGAUCACACAAGUAUUGUAUUCACAGAAAGCUACUGAUAGUAGGAAUUCUCAAUUCCUCUAAUUCUGUUUUAAUUUCAUACUUUGAUGUAGUAAGAUUUUUUUUUUUUU
Messenger RNA from Sus scrofa (pig), 7431 nucleotides. It is a transcript of the gene GAS2L3, whose product is annotated as growth arrest specific 2 like 3. NCBI's taxonomy places the organism in Eukaryota, Metazoa, Chordata, Mammalia, Artiodactyla, Suidae. Gene Ontology annotation, molecular function: actin filament binding; cytoskeletal adaptor activity; microtubule binding. The record is from RefSeq and is a predicted model, not a curated record. Gene Ontology annotation, biological process: actin crosslink formation. Gene Ontology annotation, cellular component: actin filament.